This is a messenger RNA of Mesorhabditis belari, 537 nucleotides long. The record is from the annotation of a GenBank genome assembly. NCBI's taxonomy places the organism in Eukaryota, Metazoa, Nematoda, Chromadorea, Rhabditida, Rhabditidae.
AUGACCUCAGCCUUUCUCGAGAAACACGACUCGAUCGACAGUCAACGAUCAAGAAAGCGACAGCACUCGGAUGAUGUCGAUUUGUCAGAUGAUGACAUCAUCUCAACUCCAUCCGUUGAAGAGGAUCGUCGCGCCCACCACAAUGAAUUAGAGAGAAGACGGAGAGAUCAUAUCAAAGAUCAUUUCAUGACAUUGAAAGGAGCCAUUCCGUUGCUUGAUGGAGAAAAGUCCUCCCGUGCUCUGAUUCUUAAACGCGCCGUCGAGUACAUCUCCAUACUUCAAUCGAAACUCAACGAGAAUCAAAUGCACGUCGAGCAGUUGAAGCGACGAAAUGAACAACUUGAAGCUAAAUUGUGUCAACGCGAGCAAUUGGUGGUCGAUCCGAUGAUCUCGUUGCAGAGCUCGCAAAUCUCGCAAAUCGCCACCACGUCAGCAUCGAGGCCGAUCCUCUCACUCUUGCCUCUAAGCACAGCUAUGCCGACAAUUCCGGUGCCUACUAGAAAGUCCGCUAAAUAUUGUUUAAUGAAAUUCUUGAUU